Trichosurus vulpecula (common brushtail) is the source of this 6611-nucleotide messenger RNA. RefSeq names its product desmoglein 2 (gene DSG2). The transcript has 15 exons. Gene Ontology annotation, molecular function: calcium ion binding. Gene Ontology annotation, cellular component: desmosome; plasma membrane. The record is from RefSeq and is a predicted model, not a curated record. Lineage: Eukaryota; Metazoa; Chordata; Mammalia; Diprotodontia; Phalangeridae. The coding region runs from base 78 to 3470 and encodes 1130 amino acids. Gene Ontology annotation, biological process: homophilic cell-cell adhesion.
UGGUGAGGGACGGGACUGGACGGGUCCGGACGGGACAGCCGCCCCAGGCGCAGUACACGGCUGGAGGAGGCUCGGCUAUGGCUGGGCACCCGGCGCGGGGAGCCGGGAGGCUGGGCGCACUGCUGCUCCUGAUCUGCUUUCACCUUGGAAAUGGACUUCACUUAGAGGUUUUACAUUCGAGUAAUGAAAAUGGUCAGAUCUCUCCACAAGGGUUCUUAUUUCGACAAAAGCGAGAGUGGAUCACUGCCCCUGUGUCCCUUAGGGAAGGGGAGGACCUCUCAAAGAAGAAUCCAAUUGCCAAAAUACACUCCGAUGUUGCCCAGGAAAGAAACAUAAAAAUUACAUAUCGUUACACUGGACAAGGGAUUACAGAUCCACCUUUCGGUGUAUUUGUCUUUGAUAAAAAUACUGGUGAAUUAAAUGUUACAAAGAUUCUUGACCGAGAAGAAGUUCCAAUGUAUAUACUAACAGGCUAUGCUUUGGAUGAGAGGGGGAACAACGUGGAAAAACCGCUGGAAUUGAGAAUUAAGGUUCUUGAUAUAAAUGAUAAUGAGCCAGUAUUCACCCAAGAUGUCUUUGUUGGAUCUGUUGAAGAACUAAGCCAAGCAAAUACUCUUGUGAUGAAAGUUAGUGCUACAGAUGCUGAUGAGAAAGGUCAUAUCAAUUCCCAAAUUUCUUAUAAGAUUGUCUCUCAGGAGCCUGCCCAGCCUUUUGUCUUCUUCCUCGAUAAAGACAAAGGAGAGAUUUUAACAACAACAUUUCUUCUGGAUAGAGAGAAAUGUAACCACUACAGUCUGGUUGUCGCAGCAACUGAUGGAAAUGGAGAAAAAACAGACAAGCCAGUGAAUCAAGCCAAAGUGCAGAUUAGCAUUUUAGAUGUCAAUGACAAUAUACCUGUGGCUGAAUUUGAGACGUAUGAGGGAACAAUUGAAGAAAAUCAAGUGAACGUGGAAGUCAUGCGUAUAAAAGUAACUGACUUGGAUGAAGUAGGCUCGGAUAAUUGGCUGGCAAAUUUUACAUUCCUUUCAGGAAAUGAAGGGGGUUAUUUCCACGUACAAACAGAUACUCAAACAAAUGAAGGAAUUGUGACUCUUAUUAAGGAAGUGGAUUAUGAAGUAAUGAAGACCCUUGACUUGAAGAUCAUUGUCACCAACAAAGCACCAUUUCACAAAUCAAUUAGAAAUAAGUUUGUAGCAAAACCCAUUCCUGUCAAGGUCAAUGUGAAAAAUGUUGUGGAGGGUGCUUAUUUUAAAAGCAGAAAAAUCGUGAUUCAAACCAGUGAACACAUGGAGAGAUCAGAAUUAGGUAAAACUAUUGGAAGAUUUCAAGCCCACGAUGAGGACACUGGACAAGUAGCACAAGUAACGUAUGCCAAAGAAGGAGAUCUCGACAAUUGGCUUACGGUGGAUUCAGUCACAUCUGAAAUCAAACUUGCUAAAAUUCCUGAUUAUGAGUCUAAAUAUGUCACUAAUGGCACUUACUUUGCAAAGAUCUUGGCUAUAACUAAAGAUUUUCCUAGAAGGACAGCCACUGGUACCAUUGAAAUAGUGGUACAAGAUUUUAAUGAUAACUGUCCAGAACUCGUAAAUCCAGUACAAACUAUCUGUGAUGAUUCAGAGUAUGUGAAUGUUACUGCUAAGGACUUGGAUGGUCAUCCGUAUAGUUCUCCUUUCAGCUUUGCUGUCAUUGACGAACCGCCUGGAAUGGCAGAGAACUGGUACUUUGGACGCCAAGAAGAUACAAGCGCAUGGUUGAUACCAAGAGAAUUGAAAGUGGGCAGAAGUGAAGUCCACCUGUCAGUGAGUGAUAAUCAGGGACUAAGCUGUCCUGAAAAGCAGAUCCUUAUGUUGACAGUUUGCAGCUGCGUGAGUGGUAGUGGCUGCGUUCAACCAUUGACUGACCCCUAUGUGGGGCUGGGCUCUGGAGCAGUUGGGCUCAUGAUUUUCGCACUUCUUCUGUUGCUGCUUAUACCCCUCUUACUACUUCUGUGCCAUUGUGGAGGAGCAGGAGGAGGAGCCAAAGGCUUCACAGCCAUACCUGGUACUGUAGAGAUGCUGCAUCCAUGGAACAAUGAAGGGGCACCACCUGAAGACAAGAUUGUGACAUCUUUCCUGACAACAGAUCAUGGGGGAAAUUUUGGACCAUCUGUUGGAGGAGGAAGUAGAACAGGAGUCAUGAUAGGCAGUGAAACAACUAGGAGGGAAAGUAGCUCUGGCCAGCGUACUAUGACUCUGGUAGAUGGAGCAUGGGAAGAGCGCAGAAGCCUUCUGACUGGUGGAAUUAAAAGAAUUGGAGGAGCAGCUGGAGCUAUUAAUGGUGCUGCAACAGUAGGGGUUUCUGGAGCCAUGAGUGGUGCUGCAACAGUGGGGGCAGCUGCAACCAUGGGGACUGCUGGAUCCAGGACAACCACUGUUGCAGUAAAUGAAGAAUUUCUGAGAAGCUACUUCAACGAAAAAGCUGCUUCCUAUUAUGACAAUGAUGAACUUCUAACAGGGAAAGACUGUCUUCUAGUUUAUUCUCAGGAAGAAACGCAAUCUCUUCAUGGUUCUGUUGGCUGUUGCAGCUUCAUCGAGGCAGACUGGGAUGACCGUUACCUGGAUGAUUUGGGAAUCAAGUUCAAGACACUAGCAGAAAUAUGCACAGGCCAAAAAAUAGAGACAGAUAGCGAAACAGACCUAAGGCACAAACCUCCCGCCCCAGCCAGUAUGAAUACAGUUUCACAUUCAGUUUAUGAGCAGAAUACUCUUCAGGCAGAAAAGUCCCACUCCUCCUCCUCAUCCUCCUCUCACACCAGCCUGCAGGCUCCAAAGCCAAUGAGCCAGUCAACUUCAGAGACCUUGACUCAGGAAUUAGUCUCUGAAAGAUCUUUAUCUAACAGGCAGGGGCUGAAGGUCGUAAGACCUCUCCCUGAUCCAGUAUUACCUGCUGGUAAUAUUGUCAUAACAGAAACGUCCUAUGCCACUGGCUCCACAUUACCACCAAGUACUCUGAUCCUCGAUGCCAACCAACCACAGAACCUCAUGGUUACAGAGAGGGUGUACGCUCCUGCCUCUAGUUUGGUAGACCAGCAGUUUGUCCAGAAGCAUGCCAGUGAAAGCAAUGUAGUGGUCACCGAACAUGUGAUCCAGCCUAAUGGCAGCAUAGCUAGUGGUCUAGGAAGCAUUCAGGAUCUGCCCGAUUCUCACUAUGUUGUCGUGAAGGAAAGAGAGAGGAUCCUAGCCCCAAGCUCAAGCCUGCAGCCCAUUCAGAAUGUCCCCAGUUUAGCAGUAGGACAGAAUAUGACAGUAACAGAAAGAGUGCUCACACCUGCCUCCAAUCUGCAAGCCUCAAAGACUGUGGUGUCUGGAGCUGGAACACCAGCCCCCCUGCAAAAUUUAGAUUUACAGGAAUCCGUUCCAUCAAAUUCUACCGUAACCACGUCUUCUACCAGAGUCACCAAGCGUAGCAGUGUCCAGCAUUCUUAUUCAUAAAACAGCAGUCAGCCCCUCCACUUGCAGCUAAUGAUUUUAUGUUUUCAAAGUGUCCAGUCCCUGGGUGGGCCCUGCUUGUAGAACUGAUGCAGGUGUCCAGUCACUUAGUACUGGAGAGCAGCUAUCCUGAGUUAAUGAGCAGAGGCCUGGAGGGCAGAGUCCUCUGUCUGCUUCUAAGCUUGUGUUGCAGAAAUGCCUUCUGACCUGCUGGGGGCAUAAAAAUGAUCAUGUUAAUUAAGUGGCCUGAUAAUUCUUCUCAUUUCAACUCAACAAGCACAUCUUAAGUGCCUUCUCUGUAUGAGGCAUUCUGCUACAUACUGAGGAUAUAAAGAUAGGAAAGAAAACCAACCUUGUUCUCAGGGACCUCCUGUGUUCUACUGAGGGUAUUAAUAAUAAUCAAUACUAUAACUAACUUUUGUAUAGCAUUUACUAUGCACCAGGCAUUGUGCUACGUGCUUUACGAUUAUUAUCUAAUUUGAUCCUCACCACAACCCUGGGAGGUAGAUGCUACAUUUUACAGGUGAGGACACUGAAGCAAACAGACAUCAAGUAACUUGCCCAAGGUCACACAGCUAGUAAGUGUCCGAGGCUGGAUUUGAACUCGUGUUUUCCUGAUUCCAAGCCUGGCUUUCUCUGUGCCACCUAGCUGCCAACAAACAAAAUAACUGGAGGAAGGAGAUUGGUUAGCUGCAAUAUAGGAAGCUAAUUACACAGAUGUAAUCCACCUUCAAUUCAGCAAACGUGAAGUACCUUAACUCAUCGGUGCAGACAAAGAAGGGAACUCGGAAGCUGUUUAGUUCACACAAACACACCCAUUCUACAGAUCAGGAAAUUGACCCAGGCAAGCUGAGUGACGUCGUGAGUCACACAAAUAGCAAUCAACAGGGGAUUUGAACCCAAGAAUUAGUCACUUUUUUUUAUUAAGUGCUCAAGGCCCUGGGGAUACAAAGGUGAAAUAAAAUACGGCCCCCACCUUCAAGGAGCUUAUGAUCUAAUGAGGAGGAAAAUACCUACUGAAGAACAUUGUUGAAAAGUAGAGUUAAGUUACCCUAACCUGGGUGAGCUUCUAUUGCCUUAUUCCCCUUUUCUCAUCCCCAUAAACUAUUUGGAGGCCUUAUAUCUUAUACUAGAUUACCUACAACAACCUGUUUCAGCAGUUUCCUAUUCCAGUCUUACCUUGUUCUCAAGUCCGCCAUUGUGGUUACCCAAAGAUUCUGAUCCAUCUGUGAGAUGAACUGAUUUUGAGGAUUUCAUCUGACCACACUGAGUUAUAUUGUAUCAGAUUUGGGCUUUACAGAAAGCACCACACAUUUUCUUUUCCUCCCAGGCAAUCAUUAAAAAUACAUACUUAAAACUCAAGUGCUUAAUCUUAGCCGCUCCUUUUCUAAGUUAAUUUGGAAUACUUUUCCUGUAGCAUGAAGCAAGUAUAUAGGAUAUCUCUUUUUAAACUAGGUAGCUAAGACCCAAUCUAGCUAAGUCAAUAGAUUCUUUGUUACAGUUAUUUUUCUGCAAACAAUCCCCUUCCCUCCUCUAACUUCUCCAAAAGCUGCCAAUGAUAACAUGGAAUUUGCCUCCCAAAUCCAAUUGCAAAUUCCAAUAGAAUUUGGGGGGUCCUAUCUAAAACUGUAAAGCUUCAGCUUGAAGCAAUCUGACCUGCUUUCUACAUGCUAGGAACUUUAGAAUGAGUUGCACAUUUGCACUUUUCCCAUUUAAAAUUACUUUGGUUUUAAUUAGCUCCUACUCUUUACUUUGCCUGGUGAUAAAAUUCAGUUUGUUCUCAAUUUUUGAAGACUCCUUUACCAAAGAAAACUUAGUUAAGAGUUGAUUCAAUUCCAGUUAAAUUUAUCAAGUGCCUGCUAUGUGUACUUAAGGUCAACACUGUGUUGAUAAUGUAUAUGUUUCAGAAUACAUGAAUAUGCAUACAUGUAAAUAUUUCUUACACAGAAAAAUAUUUUGGUAAUUUACAAUAGAGCAUUAAAGAAUUUGUGGUUUCAGGACUUCGUAGAUAUUUUUCUGAGAAAAUAACUUUUUUAAAUUCUCAAUUAAUAGUGGUUAUUUGUAUUAUUGAUUUAACAUAAGUGAUUUUCCUGAUUCCUUUCAUCUAACAAAUUCAAUAAACUUUAGACACUCCUCUCACUCCUGUUAGCCAGAUAAAAGUUGAUUUAUGUUAGCUUUGAUUUCCCCACCCCUGUGCAGGAAAAUGGAUAUGAAUGAUUUGCCCAUCAUGACUAAGGCAAAGAAAUGUCCCAAAUCCAGAGAAUUGGAAUUUUCCCUAUAAAUGACAAAAUCUAUCAUAUCGCAAAAUUCCUUCCUAUUGAUUUUUUUUAAGUAGCUCGUAUCAUAGAACUUUAGGACUAAAAGGAGGUUUUCUCAUCCAACCCCCUCAUGUUUACAGAUGAGGAAACAGAGGUCCCAAUAUGUGAUUUGCCCAAGAUCACACAAUUAGUAACAGAGCCAAGAUUCAAACACAGGUGGUCUUCUAAUGCAUUGCUUUUCCCACUAUGGUAGUAUACAUUUUUUACUUUCAUUUGUAGCUUUGCCAGUGACAUUUUACUUCUAUUUCAUGGGUCCUUAAUCUGUUUUGGGUGAGCACUCAAGUCCACUGGCAUAGACCAUAAUUCCUCCUCUCCUUAGUGGACAAAUCUAGUGAGUUGCUGUGACCAAAAAUAUUCAUCCCCUGGUAUCCUCACCAGACCUGCCUGGGCUGGGCCUCAGAAGAGACUUAGUCUGAUUCCUUGCCUUGAGCCUUUCCAGCUUCGAAUGGAUCUGGCCAGUGUUUGCAUUCUGUUGGUAUACCCUUUGAGAAUACAAGGACACUUCCCAUGCCCCAAUGAAACAGUGUACUUGGUGGCAUUUUGCCAAAACUAAAACCAGAGCAAAUUGUGUGUGAAAUUUGAGAUGUAAGGAAAUGGGAGAAAAAUUGAAGCUGGCUUAAGUAGAACUUGAGACUCAAAAGGACAAAAUAUUAAAAUUGUAAAAGUUUGCGUACUUUACUUUCAGCCUGUAUUUAGGGUCAUCACACUGAAGUUAUCUUUCUUUGUUCCUGAGGGGGUAGCUAGUUAGUUUUUACAUUGUUCUUUUGGAUAAUUAUAUUUGUAUGUAUCGUCAUGAAAACUUUCAAUAAAAAGACUAUGACAGUGA